CUCGCUCCUGCUUCCUGGAGGCGACCUGGAGUUCCUGAUGGGAACUGAUUUUGUCUCCAGGCCUGCCCACCCUCCCGCCACCGUGGGCAGUGGACGGAUGGCCGCCCAGCCACUGACAGAUGAGGCCCUGGAGUCAGUGACGUUCAGGGAUGUGACUGUGGACUUCACCCAGGAGGAGUGGCAGCAGCUGGAGCCUGCCCAGAAGGACCUGUACAGAGACGUGAUGCUGGAGAACUACAGGAACCUGGUCUCGCUGGACUUGGAGUCUAGACCUGACAUGAAAGAAUCGGACUCACAGGAAGACGUUUCAGAAGACAGACCAUCCGUGGGGGGGGUGGCGGAAGGACCCCCGAGGAACGGUGCCCCGGGUUCCACCCGCCAAGGAGCGGGGACACAGGGUGACCGGACGGGGCCGCGGCAGGGGGGUGCAGGGACCUGCCUGGGGCGGCUGGACAUUUCCCAGGUGUUAGCCCCUGAAUGUCGUGGCUUUAAGGCAUUCGUCGUGCCCGAGAGCCCCACGCCGGCCCCGCCGAGAUCGGAGGGACAGAGAGGAGCGGGGACUCUGCCGCCCGCCAUGCACAGGAAGAACUCGGGCACCGCAGGCCUCAGCCCUCCGUCCAAACUCCAGGCGGAGAAGAAGCCCUACGAGUGCAGGGAGUGCGGCAAGGCUUUCGGCUGGAGCUCGUCCCUGAUGAAGCACCAGCGGACCCACACCGGGGAGAAGCCUUUCUCCUGCGCCGCGUGCGGGAAGCAGUUCAUCGAGCGGUCGUCCCUCACCAUCCACCAGCGCGUGCACACCGGGGAGAAGCCGUACCGGUGCGGGGACUGCGGCAAGGCCUUCAGCCAGCGCAUGAACCUGACCGUCCACCAGCGCACGCACACCGGGGAGAAGCCGUACGUGUGCGCCGUGUGCGGGAAGGCCUUCCGGAAGACCUCGUCCCUGGCCCAGCACGAGAGGAUCCACACCGGGGAGAAGCCGUACGCGUGCGGGGACUGCGGCAAGGCCUUCAGCCAGAACAUGCACCUGGUCGUGCACCAGCGCACGCACACCGGGGAGAAGCCGUACGUGUGCGCCGUGUGCGGGCGCGCCUUCAGCCAGAGCAUGCACCUGACGGAGCACCAGCGGACGCACACGGGCGAGAAGCCGUUCGCGUGCGGAGACUGCGGCAAGGCCUUCAACAAGAGCUCGUCGCUCACGCUGCACCGCAGGAAGCACACUGGCGAGCGGCCUUACGCGUGCGGCCAGUGCGGCAAGGCCUUCAGCCAGAGCGCCUACCUGAUCCAGCACCAGCGCUUCCACAUCGGCGUGAAGCCCUUCGAAUGCAGCGCGUGCGGCAAGGCCUUCAGCAAGAACUCCUCGCUCAUCCAGCACCGGCGCGUGCACACCGGCGAGAAGCCCUAUGAGUGCGCCACCUGCCAGAAGCACUUCGCGAGCCGCUCGUCCCUGCUGGUGCACCAGACCGGCCACACCGGCGAGAAGCCCUACGCGUGCGCACAGUGCGGCAAGGCCUUCAGCCAGAGCGCCUACCUCAUCGAGCACCAGCGCAUCCACACCGGGGAGAAGCCCUACAGGUGCGGCCAGUGCGGCAAGGCCUUCAUCAAGAACUCCUCGCUCAUCGUCCACCGGAGGAUCCACACGGGGGAGAAGCCCUACGAGUGCGGCGAGUGCGGGAAGACUUUCAGCCGGAACACCAACCUCACGCGACACCUGAGGAUCCACACGUAGCCCGGGGAUCCAGACGAGGCCGGUCGGCCCUGAGCACGGGGCAGUGCUGGACUUUUGACUGCGAAACCCACGGGUAGUGCGCUGUCGAGAGAAGCCCACGGUCUUAGGAAUUUGGGCGCUGGGAACAGGACGCGCCUUGUACACUAGCUCCUUCCGGAGCAUCUGCACAGUCGCAGUGAAAAGCAAGCUCCUUCAGGUCUAGUAUCUGGAACCGAGGCCAGGUUCACUGUGGCUCCAGAUCGAGGUCGGAGUAAACUGUCGUAAGAUUGGACAACGUAUUUAGUGUCUCUGGGUCUCCGGCUCCUUGAUAGUCAAGUGGAGGAGGGGGAGGGGAAGAAAGAGUGGGGAAGUGGGUUCCAUAAGUGAACAUGGGACAUUUUCACGUUGUCACACAUGCCUGGAUCUAGUCCAGAGGUCAGGUUGUCCACAUCUGUCCCCGUACCCCUCCCAGUUUCUCUACAACACUCGCUGGAAGGCCUCAAGCUAAUAAGCAGUAGAAGUUGCCAAGCUCAU
Messenger RNA from Molossus molossus (Pallas's mastiff bat), 2239 nucleotides. RefSeq names its product zinc finger protein 71 (gene ZNF71). The record is from RefSeq and is a predicted model, not a curated record. Gene Ontology annotation, biological process: negative regulation of transcription by RNA polymerase II. The transcript is spliced from 4 exons. Lineage: Eukaryota; Metazoa; Chordata; Mammalia; Chiroptera; Molossidae. Gene Ontology annotation, molecular function: DNA-binding transcription repressor activity, RNA polymerase II-specific. The coding region runs from base 38 to 1726 and encodes 562 amino acids.